AUGGAGGACUUGUCAGACCCUCCCACGGACAUCAACCCGUACGAAGUCCUUGAGAUCGAGAACACUGCCACGUCCGGCGAUGUCAAGUCCGCAUACAAGAAGCUAGCUUUACGAUAUCAUCCAGACAAGGCGCAUCCCGAUGCCAAAGACACUGCCCACGCCAAGUUCCAAGAAAUUGCCUUCGCGUACGCCAUUCUCUCGGACGAGCGACGGCGCAAACGCUACGAUACUACGGGAAAUACCUCAGAGUCUCUUGAUCUCGAAGACGACGACUUCAAUUGGACUGAUUUCUUCCGGGCACAGUGGGCGGAUACUGUUACGUCGACUACCAUAGGCAGCUUCAAAGAUAGAUACCAGGGCUCAGAUGAAGAGAAACGUGAUGUUCUAGUCUCUUAUACCCAAGCUCAGGGCAAGCUCAACUCUGUAUUCAGUCAAGUCAUGCUCAGCAACCCUCUCCAUGACGAAGAUCGAUUCCGUGAAUACAUAGAUCACGCGAUUGAGGAUGGCGAGGUCGAGGCAUACGACGCGUACGCCAAAGAACCCCAGAAGCAAAGAGAUCAACGACAGGCAAGAGCAAAGAGAGAUGGGAAGGAGGCCGAAGAUUAUGCGAAGAAGUUGGGAAAGUACGAUCAAAUCUUCGGUGAUGGUUCUGGCAAAUCGAACAAGAAGGGGUCGAAACAGGAUGAAGGCCCAGAUCUUACGGAGCUGAUACAGCAGAGACAGAGAAGCAGAGCAGACACAUUCCUCGAUGAUCUUGAAGCCAAGUACGUGGAACCAAAAAGGAGUAGUGCCAAGCGCCAGAAUGGAAAGAAGAGAAAGCUCGAGGAACCUCCCGAAGAGCUUUUCCAGAGAAGCCAACAGAAGAAGCAGAAGGCAGCACAACCUGAAGACUAUGAUGAGGACGAAGAGGAGAUAGACCUGGAAAACGCUACUCCGGUAUCUGAGGACGAGGAUGAAGAAGAAGUGCAGCCGGCCAAGACAAGGAAGAGGGUUGUGAGAGGGGGAAAGGGAAGGAAGAAGGGUAUUGGUCAAAAGAAAUAG
Letharia columbiana is the source of this 1041-nucleotide messenger RNA. RefSeq lists its product as uncharacterized. Gene Ontology annotation, molecular function: heat shock protein binding. Gene Ontology annotation, cellular component: cytoplasm; nucleus. NCBI's taxonomy places the organism in Eukaryota, Fungi, Ascomycota, Lecanoromycetes, Lecanorales, Parmeliaceae. The transcript has 2 exons. The record is from RefSeq and is a predicted model, not a curated record. The coding region runs from base 1 to 1041 and encodes 346 amino acids.